Molecule: messenger RNA, 2349 nt
Organism: Nelumbo nucifera (sacred lotus)
Lineage: Eukaryota; Viridiplantae; Streptophyta; Magnoliopsida; Proteales; Nelumbonaceae
Molecular function (GO): metal ion binding
Source: RefSeq, a predicted model, not a curated record
AGAGAGGGGAGGCUAGAGCUCUCUCUUUCUUCUCUCUCAGAGCCAAACACAGCCCUGAAAUAGAGGAAGGCAGGAAUGAGAAGCUGUUUAAUGUUCACCGACYUCCUCUGAACUCUCUCUCUCUCUCUCUCUCUCUCCAUUUAAGAUUGAACAUUGUUGUCUUUCUUCUCCUGUGCUCAGAAACAAUUUGUUUUCUCUUGUUCCCUGUGUUUGGUUGGAAAAACUCCCAGAAGAGGAUAGCUGGGGAAAAAAACUAUCUGGGUUUUGUAUAAUUUAUCUCCUCUUUUUCAGCUAUUUGGUUACUGAGAUCCAUCAGCUUUCUUUCGUUUCCCAUUGUGUAUAAUUUUCUAGUUUCUUUUGAAUGCAAGGGAUGAGUAAAGAAGAGUUCUUGAAGAUUCAGACUUGUGUUCUCAAAGUGAACAUUCACUGUGAUGGAUGUAAGCGGAAGGUGAAGAAACUGUUGCAGAAAAUUGAUGGGGUAUACACUACCACUAUAGACUCUGAGCAGGGGAAGGUAACAGUUUCGGGUAAUGUUGACCCAGCAACGCUGAUAAAGAAGCUUGCGAAAUCAGGGAAGCAUGCAGAGCUCUGGGGGGCUCCAAAGGCUCCCAGCAAUAACCAGAACCAUCUCAACAUUCAGUUCAAACACAUGCAGAUUGAGAAUGGUAAAGGUGGGAAAGAUAACAAGAACCAGAAGGGCGGAAAGGAGCAGCAAAAGGGUGGCCAGCAACCACCACAGUUACAGAACCAGCUCCAGAUGAAAGGGUUGAAUGAUCUGAAGCUGCCCCCCCAGUUCAAAGACCUAAAGAUGCCCUUGAAGGACCAGAAAUCUGUGAAGUUCAACCUACCUGAGGAUGACGACUUUAGUGAUGAUGAUGAGUUUGAUGAUUUCGACGACGAUGAUUUUGAUGAUGACGAGUUCGAUGAUGAUUUUGAUGAUUUAAAUCAUCCUCCGAACAAGAAACCCAUGAUGGGUAAUGGCCUUGGGCCACAUGGGGUCAAUGGGAUGAUGACAGGAAAUGGAAUGAUGGCUUGUCCACCACACCUGAUGAAUCCCCAAGCCAUGAAUGAUAAGAAGGGAGGAGGCGGAGGUGUUAAUGGUGGUUGCGGCAACGGCAAGAAAGGUGGUGGUGGGGACGUUAAUGUACAACAACAAGGAAAGGGUGCCGGAGGAAACAAUGACGGGAAGAAUGGAAAUGGGGGGAAGAAGGGAGGCGUUGGUGGAAACAACAAUCCCAACAAUGGAGGAAAUCAAAAUCAUCAAGUUGGUGGAGCUGCUAAGAGUGGAGGUAAAAAUGGUUGUGCGCCUCCACAAGAUGCUAAAAAUGGUAACCAUGGCGGUUUCGGAAACAACAAGGCCGGCAAUAAUGGCAAUGGUGGCGGUGGUGGUGGUGGGAAUAGUAAUAACAACCCUGCCGGGGCCAAGAAGGGCGGAGGGAAGAACGAGGGCGUCCAAGUAAUGAACAACAUGCAUCAUGGCUUCCAUGACAUUGAUGUUACUCGCGUUGGUGGUGGGAAUAUGGGUCAAAUGGGACAUAUGCCCAUGGGCCACCAGAUGGGUAACAUUCCGGCAGUUCAAGGCCUACCGGCGGCAGCAAUGAAUGCCGGUGGUGGCGGAUACUUCCAAGGGGCGGGACCCCAGAUGCUCCCCGGGAACCCAUACCAACAACAGCAGUACUUGGCAGCAAUGAUGAUGAAUCAGCAACGUGCAAAUGGGAACGAAAGAUUCCAUCCCAUGAUGUACGCCAGGCCCCCACCGGCAGUUGCUUACUAUCCUCCGCCGCCGGCCGCUGACCCCUACACUCACUUCUUCAGCGACGAGAACACCAGCAGUUGCAAUGUCAUGUGAAUUGCACCCCGGCCGGGCCGCCGGGGUGUUUAGUUCUGUUUUGUUUUUGUUUGUUGAGAGCCUACUGUGGUGGUGGUGCUUGCUUCUUCUUCUUCUUCAUCUUCAACCAUAUAGUAAAAGACUAGAGAAGGUCUGAUGCUUAAUACACAUAAAGAAAUGGGUCAAUUUCAGUUCUAAUUUUCUUUACAUUAUUAAUAUCUUCUUCCUUCUUAGGUUGAAGUUAGGUUUUCGGUUAUGAUAGUAUAUAGGUCUCUCUAUAUAUAGAUAUAUAGAUGUAGGAGUAUUCAGAUUUCAGACUUGCAGAGAUCUCAGCUCAGGAGACUGGAGUGAUUUGGGGGAGGAAAAGCUUCUUAUGACUCUAUAAGACGGAAGAUGCAGGGAGGACUGAUGGUGGUUGUAGACUUGUAGUUUCUUAUGUGAUGUGUUUAUAAGUGUUUAUAAGUUGGAAAAAAAAAUAAGAAGAAUGACGAUGGGCAGAAAGCCUAUCCUUUGCAAUUGAA